CUAUGUGACCUUUCGCUGCGCGGAGGACGUGCUGGUUGGGCGCUAAAAGGAACCCGGCUCUUUCGCGAUGUAAAAAGUGUCUGUUCGUGUGUGUCUGGAACUCUUUGGUGUCUUGCCGUGUCUUGCUGUGUCUUGAAGUGCGUGGAGAGCGGGCGUGCGAUCGGUCGUAGUGGAAUGAAAAGAUAUAUAACAGCUGAGAAAAGCCACCAGCCGCUCCCUCCGCGUCGGUCGCCAUGGGGUUCCUGAACACGAGGAAGAACGCGUACCUGUUCUUCCUCGCCUCCACCGCCGUUCUCAUCUACACGACGCAGCGGGACCUCGUCGACCUCUUCGUCGGCGGGAGGGCGCCCUACGUCCUCCCCAAGAGCAGCUCGCCAGACGUCCUGCAGGAUCUGAGGCAGCUGAAGGCCAAGGAGAGGACGAAUGUCAAGAACAAGCUGAACAGGACGAACAACGUCAAGGGCGUGAGAACAUCGACGCCCGUUCUGAAGCUCUCGUACGGCGCCGCCCUUCGAAAUAUCAGUUACUCCAGUUAUAGCUCUGAGGACGCCGCCAUUUUGAAAAGCCGCGUGGACGAGAUGGCGGGAAGGGCGAAGGUGCUCGGCCAGGUUUGCCAAUCAACAACAUCUCUUUCUUUAAAACCGAGUAGAAUAUCUGUUGUUUGGGACACGAAGCAUACUCCGAGUAUCGUCUGGUGCCCGGUGUAUAAAGUCGCCUCCACCACCUGGAUGAGGAACUUCCUCCGCCUCGCCCACUUCAACGAGGACAACCCGAAGAUCCCCAAGAAUAUACCGAAGGAGAAGCAGGAGAAGAGGAGGUUUUCGGUGCGGUUCGGCGCCACCCACAACCGCGUGUUCGAGCUGUAUCCGGGACCCGAAGACGAAGCCGAGAGAAGCCGAGUCAUGCAGGAGAGUGUUCGGGUCAUCAUCGUGAGGCAUCCCUUCGUCAGGCUCCUCUCUGCUUAUCGGGACAAGAUGAUCAAGAAAAAUCCCAUCCCUGUCAAAUUCAAGUUUAGGGAGUUGCAAAAAUACAUUAUUGCGAAAUAUCGAGGCUCCAACAGCACUGACAAUUCCUCUUUUCCGAGUUUUGCCGAAUUCGUCCAGCACGUGAUUGACUCCACAGAGGACUAUGUAACUCCCAAGGACUGGACGGAUAACGUGAAAUGCUGGCUGCCUUACUGGGUGCACUGCGGGGUAUGUUCCUCCGACUACAACAUCAUCAUGAAGUUAGAAAGCAUGAAGGAGGACGAACAGUUCCUCAUCACUCUUUCUCGUCUCGAAGAACUCAAGAACGUGGGCAGCUGGGUCCACCUGAAGGGGUCGUCCUCGGCCGAUUUGGCGAAAGAGUACUACAAGGACGUGACGCGACGCCAGAUGCAGGAACUCUACCAGCGGUAUCAGCAGGAUUUCGAACUCUUUCAGUAUGAUAUUGACGACUUCCUUGCUAUUGCCAAAGACGAGUAAAAUCUGAGUGUAGUUAAGGCUACAACUCAAAAUAACUAUGCUUAAACAGGGUUUAAAAGUAAAGUGGUUUGAUUACAGUGCAAAUAACUAGUGCCUGAACGCGUCACAUUUGACCGCUUGGCUUUGGGCAUUGUCAGAAUUUACUUUAUAUUAAAGGUUUAUUAUAUAUGCAGGGUGAUUUCACCCCUUAUUUAUUGCUGAAUAAAGGUGAAUAAAAAAAA
Molecule: messenger RNA, 1684 nt
Organism: Penaeus vannamei (Pacific white shrimp)
Lineage: Eukaryota; Metazoa; Arthropoda; Malacostraca; Decapoda; Penaeidae
Product: carbohydrate sulfotransferase 10
Biological process (GO): carbohydrate biosynthetic process
Cellular component (GO): membrane
Molecular function (GO): sulfotransferase activity
Source: RefSeq, a predicted model, not a curated record